GGUUUUGAAGGGUUUGGGCGCAAUAUCAAUACCGAUACCCAACUGUUUGAGUUCAAAGCUUUUACCUUAGCCGUUGUUCUCUGUUCCUCCGAGUUCAUCUUCGUCUUUGAAGAAGUGAUUGGAACAGGCAGAGAAUAGUAUUAGAUUUAGAGUAGAUGUGGUAUCUCUGUGUGUUCUAUCACAGGCUUUUGGAUUACAGGAAGGCGGAGGUCGAAUCUCUGGCCGAGUUGUUUGGUGAAAAUGGCGACCACAAAGGGGGGAAGUUGGAAUGGAAGCUUCCUCUUCACCAUCACCCCGAUUCUCCUUUCCAUUUCGUCGACCUCUCUUCCGAUGAUAUCGCACGGAGCAUCGCCAAUCGAAGUAUACUAGUGAAGGGGAUGUAUGAACUCUGGGGCGUAGGAAGUGACUACGAGGAGCUACAGGAGUCUAUUAGAAACUUUCCGGAAGAACGGAAGUCCCCAUACUUACAACAGGGAAGCACCUUCAAGAUUUCUGUAGAGAGCUUUGGGAAGGCUAUCAGCUUCCAGGAACAAAAUGAACGCAUUCAGGGUCUAGCUUACAUUCCUUUCAAGGGUCAAGUUAAUUUAAGAAAUCCAGAUCAUAAGUUCAGCCUUAUGGAGGCGGCUGAUUACGGACUGAAUAAUGGACUUCCACCAGUUGCUCAAAGGACGAUUUUUUUUGGUCGGGAGGUUGGUGGUGCUGAUAGGAAGCUUAUACCAACAUAUCAGUUAAAAAGUCGCACUUAUCUUGGGCCAACUGCCAUGGAUGCUGAAAUGGCUUUCUUAAUGGCCAACCAAGCAUUAGCGACACCUGGGAAACUUGUCUAUGAUCCUUUCGUUGGCACUGGGAGCAUUCUAGUUGGCGCAGCUCAUUUUGGAGCAAUGACAAUGGGUGCAGAUAUUGACAUUAGGGUGGUACGUGAUGGUCGUGGCCCUGAUUGUAAUGUUUGGAGCAAUUUCAAGCAGUAUGGAUUACCACCGCCAAUUUCACUGUUAAGAGCAGACAAUAAUCUUCCUCCCUGGCGUCCAGGAUUGAAGGAGAUAUUCGACGCCAUCAUUUGUGACCCUCCUUACGGAGUACGUGCCGGGGGGCGUAAAUCCGGUGGUCGGAAAUUGUUGAAAGGAACUGUUGCGCCUUACACCGUUCCAGACGACAAGAGAACCGACCACAUACCAUCAACAGCUGCUUACAGCCUUGUUGAGUGUGUGCACGAUUUACUCAACCUUGCAGCCAAGAUGCUUGUGAUGGGUGGCAGGCUUGUAUUCUUCUACCCUGUGUUGAGGGAAGAAGAUUGUGUGUUUAACCAAUUCCCAGAGCAUCCAUGUUUCACAUUAAUCAGUUCGUCCGAGCAGAUAUUGAGCUCUCGAUACAGCCGGGUGCUGCUAACAAUGGUCAAACAUAGCUCGUACACCGAAGAAAUGGCAGAGGCAGCAAAGUUAAAACAUGAAGAAUUCAGGGAGAACCAUUUGAAGUGGUUAGAAGAUGGUAAUCUCCAUUCUGCAGUUUUCAGCCCCACCAUUGAUCCCCAGCUUGCGGUUGCUGGCAAUUGCAAUGCUACCAAAGAUCCAAAGCCGAAAUACAGAGGGAAGUAUGUAUAAAUGGAGGUUUUAGUUUAAUUGCCAUGGAUUUUGGUUUGCUGGAUGCAGGUUUCUUUUGGUAGUAGGAGUAGAAGAAAGGACCUAUAAUUAGAGCUUUUGGAGAAAAUUCUCCCAUGUUUGUUCCAAGUUUUUGUUUCUCUUUGAAUCUUUUGAGUUCACGUCAUGGGAUUUAAAUUAUAUUUUCAUUUGCUUUUUUUAAGUAGUUGAUGAACUCACUAAUCAUGCUUCAUUUGUCUUAAGCAUGUCCAAAUUCAAACAUUGUGAUUUAAAAGAUGACCCUCAUUUCAUGA
Molecule: messenger RNA, 1888 nt
Organism: Cucurbita pepo subsp. pepo (vegetable marrow)
Lineage: Eukaryota; Viridiplantae; Streptophyta; Magnoliopsida; Cucurbitales; Cucurbitaceae
Gene: TRM11
Product: tRNA modification 11 protein
Biological process (GO): methylation
Cellular component (GO): cytoplasm
Molecular function (GO): nucleic acid binding; tRNA (guanine(10)-N2)-methyltransferase activity
Source: RefSeq, a predicted model, not a curated record